Messenger RNA from Chondrus crispus (carragheen), 837 nucleotides. RefSeq lists its product as hypothetical. The transcript has a single exon. Bases 1 to 837 code for a protein of 278 amino acids. The record is from RefSeq and is a predicted model, not a curated record. Lineage: Eukaryota; Rhodophyta; Florideophyceae; Gigartinales; Gigartinaceae.
AUGAAGUCACGAGCCGCCGCCAUCGCCCUCGCCGUGUCUGUCCUCUGCAGCUGUGAUGUUUCCUCAGCGCCUCUGCCGAUAACCUACUCAGGGCUGACGGGCAGCACACAAGCUUCCCGGUUGGCGAUUGCUGCGAGGGCUGUCCAAGGCGACGAGAAAGUUGGCAAGAAGAGGGUCGAAGAUAGAAAAGGAGGGGCUGAUGCGAACUCGGAAAUCGGGAAAAUUGUAGAAAACUCAGAUGAACAGGAAGAUAGCAGGGCCAAUACCCAACCCAAAACUUCAAACGCAACUGCCACGCAGGGCGACGAUGUCCUUGCCGAGGCCGAUGAUAGAGGAACUAAGCGAGUUUCGAAUUCGUCUCAAAGUACUGAGAAGGUAAUGUCGAAAGAAUUGGAAGCCGUCAGUGGUAGCGACAACGAAACGGAAAACGGCGAUGACGGCGAGUUUCCAGACGACGAGGAAGGUGAGGCCGACGAUCGCCCAUCUCGCAGGCUGACGACCAGCGAACUGAUUGCCGAAGCGCGGGCGCACAGCCGUCGCCUCAUGAAAGGAGGUUUUGUUCAAUUUAUCGAAUGGUUGUUUGUUGUGAUUCUCGUUGCUCCGGGGACAUUUCCCGUGUUUGGAUGCGUAAUACUGAGCUGCGCCAAUUUUUGGAGAAGGAGGCUUGGUCUAUCGAGCCCAAGCCCGCCGGCCCCAAAUUCUGAGGCAUUGCCUCGCGCCGUCGUCGGCAAUGCGCAAUCGGCGUAUCAAAGAGUCCCACAUGGAGACCAUGGGGCACUUGUCGCAAGGGCUCGAGGCAAGGGCGGCUCAGAUGAACGGGAGGCGGAAACCCCGUAA